CGCUGUUUUUUCCUCACACAUCGACUUUCUUUCACCUGCAGAAAAUAGCAAACAUUGCGUAUUUGUCUUCUUGUCUUCUAAAGGUACUAUUUCAAAAUGAAGCAGAACUCCAAUGUCCCUGCCUUCCUUACCAAGCUGUGGACUCUGGUUGAAGAUGCUGAUACAAAUGAAUUUAUUUGUUGGAGUCAGGAGGGCAACAGUUUCCUGGUACUGGAUGAACAGCGCUUCGCUAAGGAAAUCCUUCCAAAGUUCUUUAAGCACAAUAACAUGGCCAGCUUUGUAAGACAGCUGAAUAUGUAUGGAUUCCGUAAGGUGAUGCACAUUGACACAGGCAUUGUGAAGCUGGAGCGGGAUGGGCCAGUGGAGUUCCAGCACCCCUACUUCAAACAUGGUCAAGAUGACCUGCUGGAGAACAUCAAGCGCAAGGUGUCUAACUCAAGGCCAGAGGAUGGGAAGACCAGGCAGGAGGACCUGACCAAGAUCCUGGCCAACAUGCAGAACGUCCAGGGGAAGCAGGAGAGCAUUGACUCCAGACUGGCCACCCUGAAGAGGGAGAAUGAAUCUCUGUGGAGGGAGAUAUCCGACCUGAGACAGAAACACUUGCAUCAACAGCAGCUCAUCAAGAAGUUGAUCCAGUUCAUCGUCACCCUGGUUCAGAACAACCGCAUUUUAAACCUGAAGCGCAAGAGGCCUCUCCUGAUGAGCACCAACGGGAAGAAGCCCAAAUACAUCCACCAGAUCUAUGAGGAAGACAUGGACCUCAACAAGUCCUCCGUCAACGGCAUCAACGGCUCCGAGAUUACAGACGAUGUCAUCAUAUGUGAUGUCACAGACGAGGACGCAGGGGUUGCCGAGGAGACGUCCAGAGUUCUGGAUCAAGGGGAUGUGGAGAUUAUCGAGCUGGAAUUUGACGGCGAGGUGGUCCUCCCCCCAGACGCAGAGACCCAGGCAGACGUAGACCUCCUCAGCAACGGAACCGGCACCAACUCGGAGGAGACGGCCCUGCAGACUGACUUCUGCUACAGCGGAGGAGGGCUGGGUCCAGAGGAGACCACCGCCUCCUCCUCCUCCUUCUCCAGAGAGCAGGCGGGCGCCAGUCUGCCCACCAGUAGUGCCCUGCAGCUGAACAAGUCGUCUGCCCUGAGCCUGGAGGACCCGGUCAAGAUGAUGGACUCCAUUCUGAACGAGAGCGGAGCCAUCUCCCAGAACAUCAACCUGCUGGGAAAGGUGGAGCUCAUGGACUACCUGGACAGCAUUGACUGUAGUCUAGAGGACUUUCAAGCCUUGCUUUAUGGAAAACAGUUCAGCAUUGACCCAGACCUGCUGGAGGAGACCGACGUCUCGAAAGGGAACCUAGAGCAGCUAGCCAGAGCACACAACACAGAGGAGACACCAGCCGACAAGCAGCUGAUCCAGUACACCUCCAGCCCCCUGAUGGCCUUCCUGGACGGCUGCGCCCCCCUGCCCUCCGACACAGACGCCCUCCCAGGCCUGGCGGGCGAGCUGGAGCUGGAGUCAGACAGCCUGCUGGCCCAGCCCCUCCUCUCCGACCCUUCAAGCUCCCCCCUGGGGGAGCAGCCCUCCACAGACCUGCUAGAGGCCAGCCUGGACACAUCCAGCCCCCCCCGCAGCUCGCUCAUCCGUCUGGAGCCCCUGACGGAGGCUGAGGCCAGUGAGGCCACGCUCUUCUACCUGUGUGAACUCCCCCUCCAGGGGACUGGCACGGACCCUACCCAGCUGGAUGUGUGAGCCAAUGAGGAGCCUCGGGGUGGGUGAGGAAACAGGGGAAGGCGGGUCCUUGUCCUGGACGAGGAAGUUCCUUCACUGACGUGUGUUGAAGGCCUGGACGUGGCUUGGUCAGUGCCCAGGGUAGCAGCCCCCUGGAGAUGGUGCUGGUGAGGAAGAAGAGUCGAAGGAGAAGAAAAGGACUGAACCUUUUGUAUAUACUCAUCAAAAUGAUGAUUUACUGUUUGCUUGUAUCUUACUUUGGUACAUAACCUACAUUUCAAUUCACUCUCUGCACACACACAACAAUCAUACAAUAACACACACAACAUACACACUGACAAGUGGAAGGUACAGAACCACUUAUUCCAUCCUUUAUCAGUUGGCGGCCCAGUAUCCCUCCGCCAGUGUAGUGUAAUGUGCUUCCACGGUGAAAAGUAGAGCUGUGACUACCGAGGAGAGGUGUUGAUAAUGAUCAUAGGUUGUCUUUAUGUUCCAUUAUCUCUUCUAAAGAAGUGUUUCUUUUGAGUUUUCUGCACAUAAUGGUCAUAUAUGUUAAGGAAGACUGCUGUCCUUAUUCUACGAGAACAGAAGUGCUUGCAUUGGAUCUCCCACUGUAUUUAUCUAUAAACUGUCUCCACAAUUCCAGCUACAUUUGUGUAACAUACUGGUGUGUGAAAGUUCACUUGUAUAAUUACACUGGUGUGAUUCAGCCUCUGUGAGCUUCUUGUCAGUUUAUAGGCUUGGCAAUAAAACAUGUUGAGUUAUGAAAU
Molecule: messenger RNA, 2498 nt
Organism: Hypomesus transpacificus
Lineage: Eukaryota; Metazoa; Chordata; Actinopteri; Osmeriformes; Osmeridae
Gene: hsf2
Product: heat shock transcription factor 2
Exons: 10
Coding region: 97-1749 (550 amino acids)
Biological process (GO): regulation of DNA-templated transcription
Molecular function (GO): DNA-binding transcription factor activity; sequence-specific DNA binding
Source: RefSeq, a predicted model, not a curated record